AUGGCUGACCGUAUCAGAGUGGGCAACGCCGAGAUAGUAUUCGCGCUGGACAUGAUCCCGCCUGCGCGACCGCCCGACGCCUUCUUCGAGGGCGUAACCGCAGCAGACUGGGAGCCGUACAAAGACAUCCUCGAAGACGGGCAGAUACAGCUCUACUACGGCCACUUCUUUGUGCGCUCGAUGGGCAAGACUGUGAUGGUGGACACCGGCAUGGGCCCCGGUCCCCAUGCCGACCGUGGCAACGUCAGGGGCGACCUCCUGAACGCCAUCCGCGCGCAGGGCGCAAGCCCCGAGGACAUCGACAUCGUGGCGCACACCCACCUGCACGGCGACCAUGUGGGCUGGAACAUAGACCACAGCGGCGACUCGCCCAAGCCGUACUUCCCCAACGCGCGCUACCUUGUUCCGCGCCUCGACUGGGAGCACUUCACGCAGCCGGAGCACCUCGCCUACUCGCCCCAGGUCCGCGACAGCGUAAUACCUCUGGAGAAGCUAGGCCUCAUGGACCUCGUCGACGAGGGCCACCAGAUUACCGAAGAGAUGACCACACUGGACACCCCGGGCCACACCCCGGGCAUCAGCAACGUGCAGAUUCAGGAACCCGACUGGUGCGCCGGCGUAGAUACCAGCAAGCCCGACAGUCGCCGCAGCCGUCACUCCCUACUGCAGCGCGCCGAAGACGAAGACUAUGUCAUCGCAGCGGGCCACUUCCACCCCGAGCAGCACAUCGGCAAAGUCAUACGCUCCAACGGUCGUCGCUACUGGCAGGCGCUGUAA
This is a messenger RNA of Geodia barretti, 777 nucleotides long. The record is from the annotation of a GenBank genome assembly. NCBI's taxonomy places the organism in Eukaryota, Metazoa, Porifera, Demospongiae, Tetractinellida, Geodiidae.